CCCUUUGCAGGAAGCAUUCUGCAGGGGUGCAAGCAAGAAUCUGCCUGGGCUCACGGGUCAAAGAGCUAACAAGGCCAGUGGUGGCGGCGCCACGUCCCCUGUGGUGGCAGGAGCGCGAUCUGUUGGGCUUUGGAGCGGCUCCAGUAACUAUGGCCUUUACCCUGUACUCGUUGCUGCAGGCGGCCCUGCUCUGUGUCAAUGCCACUGCCGUGCUCCACGAAGAAGGCUUCCUUAAAAACAGUGGCUGGGGAAGAGACCAGGGAAUUGGCAGAUUCAGAGAGGAGACAGGAAUUAAGCCUCAGCUAAUGAACCUUAUUCAAUCUGUAAGAACUGUGAUGAGAGUGCCAUUGAUCAUAGUAAACUCAGUUGUAAUUUUAUUACUUUUAUUAUUUGGGUGAAGAUCAGUAGGAGAAAGGGAGACUCAGGAGAAGAGAUGCCAACAGAAGUUACUACUUCCAUCAUGAUUGGAAUGUACACA
Molecule: messenger RNA, 478 nt
Organism: Talpa occidentalis (Iberian mole)
Lineage: Eukaryota; Metazoa; Chordata; Mammalia; Eulipotyphla; Talpidae
Product: immediate early response 3-interacting protein 1-like
Exons: 1
Coding region: 150-398 (82 amino acids)
Biological process (GO): endoplasmic reticulum to Golgi vesicle-mediated transport
Cellular component (GO): endoplasmic reticulum membrane; Golgi membrane; COPII-coated ER to Golgi transport vesicle
Source: RefSeq, a predicted model, not a curated record